AUGAUACCAGUAGAUGAUAAUGAACAUGAACAGAUGGUUCAUGAUGCAACCAAAGUAGCCAACAACAACAACAUCAAUAAUAGCAAUAGUAAUAAUAAUAGUAAUAGUAAACAUCAUCACAAGGAGCAUAUGGUACUCUUUGUACAUGGUCUCUACGGUGCACCAACAGACUUUACCAACUUGUCUUCGCAAUUGAAGAAGAAACAUCCUGAUAUCAAUAUUCAACUUAGUGAGUCAAACUACUUCUUUGGAGCAACUAGACAGGGUAUUGAUACAUGUGGAGACCGUUUGGUAUCAGAGAUUCUUAAACUCACCGAAGAGCACAAGCCAAAGAAGAUAUCUAUUGUUGGACAUAGUCUUGGAGGAGUGAUUGGUCGAUAUGCAAUUGGCAAGCUUGAGGAGCAGAACUACUUCAAUGAAGUCAAGCCAGUCCAGUUCGUCUCAUUGUCAUCACCACACUGUGGUAGCAGAAGACCACCCAAUGGAUGGUUGAAUAGGAUCAUCUCAAAGUACACAGACACAUUUAUAUCGACCACUGGCAAUCAGCUGAUGCUGACUGACGAUGAGAAGGAUCCACUGCUCGUUAGGUUGGCCAACAAGCAUGGAUCGUAUCACAAGGCCCUGUCCAGGUUUGAGAAUCGCACACUCUAUUCAAACAUUGAGAACGACUUCCAGGUGGUGUUCAACACGUCCAACAUCUCACACAGGAACCCAUACACCAAGGGCGACUUCCCAAUGAAGUUCUCUGAGCGCUACAACCACUUGAUCGAUCCAGAACAGAUGCCCCAGUUUGAGCCACUUCCCGUUGAGAAGGAUCCAUUUGCCAACGAUGAGAAGGGUCAGCAACUCAAAGACAUCCUUUCAAACCUCCAAUCAUUGAACUUUACACGUUAUCAUACUCAUUUCCCCGAUCGUCUUGCACACACUCAUAUAGUGCAGAAGAGAGAGUGGGUCAAUCAAGUAGGCGCAGAUGUAGUCAAUCAUAUUGUUGAUAACAUCGUUGUUGAUUGA
Acytostelium subglobosum LB1 is the source of this 1011-nucleotide messenger RNA. RefSeq lists its product as hypothetical. NCBI's taxonomy places the organism in Eukaryota, Evosea, Eumycetozoa, Acytosteliales, Acytosteliaceae. The transcript has 5 exons. The record is from RefSeq and is a predicted model, not a curated record. Bases 1 to 1011 code for a protein of 336 amino acids.